Messenger RNA from Sinocyclocheilus rhinocerous, 708 nucleotides. RefSeq names its product small subunit processome component 20 homolog. Gene Ontology annotation, cellular component: nucleolus; 90S preribosome; small-subunit processome. Lineage: Eukaryota; Metazoa; Chordata; Actinopteri; Cypriniformes; Cyprinidae. The transcript has 5 exons. The record is from RefSeq and is a predicted model, not a curated record. The annotation marks the transcript as partial.
GCUCUCUUGCACGAGCACUGCGGUUUGUUUUUUGUGCCUUUGUCGUUGGCUAUGUUAAACGACGAUUCUGCAACCUGUAAGAAAAUGGUGGCUCUGGCCAUCAAGUCUCUGCUGAAUCAGCUGGAUUUACAGCAUCAAAAUUCCAUGUUUAACCUGGUUAACACCUGGCUUACUGGCGAGAAGCCGGCUCUGCGGCGACUCGGAGCUCAGGUUUGUGGGCUGUUUGUGGAAGUUGAAGGGGAAAAGUUCAACCGGAGACUGGACGUCCUAAUACCUCUCAUUGAGAAAGAGAUCCACACUUCCAACUUUGAGGACAUUGAGGAAGAGGAGGAUGAGAAGGCUGCAGACAGACUGCUGUUCUGUUACCUCACGCUCAUCGUCAAACUCGUCAAAGACUGUGGCUUUCUGGAGCUCCACAAACCUGCAGACCUGCUCAACAACAUCUGGAGUCAUAUUGAUUCCCAUCUACGUUACCCUCAUUGUUGGGUCUGGCUGACGGCCUCUCAGAUCUUUGGUUUGCUGUUUGCUGCUCAUAAACCAGAGGAGCUCUUGGCCUUAUGGAGCUCUCAGGAGAACAUGAGUAAAACCACACAGCCUGUGGCCUGCGCUUUUCUCACUGACAACCUGUCUCAGAAGAUGAGAGAGCUGGUCCUGUCCUUCUGUUACCAACUGCAGUCCAAGUUCUUGGAUAUUUCUGCUGGAGAGCAG